Hydractinia symbiolongicarpus is the source of this 1062-nucleotide messenger RNA. RefSeq lists its product as uncharacterized. The record is from RefSeq and is a predicted model, not a curated record. Lineage: Eukaryota; Metazoa; Cnidaria; Hydrozoa; Anthoathecata; Hydractiniidae. Gene Ontology annotation, biological process: G protein-coupled receptor signaling pathway. Gene Ontology annotation, cellular component: membrane. Gene Ontology annotation, molecular function: G protein-coupled receptor activity. The transcript is spliced from 2 exons. Bases 1 to 1062 code for a protein of 353 amino acids.
AUGUCAAAAUUGGUUUUGCUUUUCCAAAAAACUUCUGUUUGUAAUAAAAAGAUAGAAAUACAAGAGAAAACUGUUAAGGCGAGAGAAGCAAUAAUGGCGGACACAACUGAGCAGAAAAGGACUGACUCUUACAUUCCAUGGUUUGUGGUUACCAUAUUUGUAGAAUCAUGUUUGAUUUUAAUCCUAAAUGGUGCCGCUAUUUGUAUCAUGUUGCGGAAAAAACUGACCAAAAAACUUUCGAAUUUAUUUUUGCUGUCUUUAUUGAUAAGUCACUAUACUGUUGGAUUGUGUGCUUGCGUAUUUGCGACUUAUCAACUCAUAACAAAGAAAAAUCCAAACAACAAAACGAAUACGUUGGAGAAUUGGAUAGCUUCUGUUUAUCACACCACAUUUGUGGUGUCCUUUGUAAGUACCAUCUCUAUAACAGUGGACAGGUUAACGGCUAUCAAGUUACCUUUUACGUACAACAACUGCACAAAGAGCUUCUUUGUGUACUGCUUCAUGAUCGCCUUAAUUUUACCGUUGAUAUAUUUUACUUUAAAAAUCACACAUUAUGACGAUUUGGCUUAUUCAUUGUAUAUAUUCAGCUUAGCAGUGGCCAUGGUGUUAUUGGUUGUUUCAAACAUUGUAAUACAUCAAGAAGUUAAUCGUCAAUGCGCUGCUAUAGCGUCGACCAUAGUUGCCAAAACGGUAAAGGAAAAAAAUAAACAGAUUGCGCACCUAAAAAAGCGGCAAACGAGUACACUAAGAAUUUGCUUUUUUAUGGUAUUGUCAUUUAUUUUAUGCUGGUUACCAACAAGUAUUAAUUGUAUUCUCCUCCUCUCUCUCGAUAACAGCUAUCCAUUUUUGUCCCAAAUAUUAAUUAUACAAAAGGGAUUGAUGAUUGUUGUGUUUUUAAACUCCUUGUUUGCUCCAAUUGUUCAUAUGUCAAUGAACAAAGAUGUCAAGAGUGAAGUGAAAAAUAUUAUCGCAAAGAAAAGAAAGAAGGUGAAUUAUAAAAGUGAAUCUACAUCAACGAGUCAGUUAUCAACAGAACACAGAAAUGCAUGCUGCAACAAGUAA